Messenger RNA from Pseudo-nitzschia multistriata, 1065 nucleotides. NCBI's taxonomy places the organism in Eukaryota, Bacillariophyta, Bacillariophyceae, Bacillariales, Bacillariaceae. The record is from the annotation of a GenBank genome assembly.
ACAUACGGCGAUACGACGAAGAAUAUGAACAACGGCUCGCAUUCACUCUAGUGGAGAGUAACACGCAUAUUUGUGAACAUAAUUUUCGAUCACACGUUUUGAACAAGGAGAAGUAUCAAGAUGGCACCAAAGAAGGGAAGCAAGAAGCAGAGCAAGCCUGCUGCCGUGAAGAAAUCGGCCGAUCCUCUUUACCCCUCCAAGGCCAAGACCUUCGGAAUYGGUGGAGACAUCCGACCCCAAGGACGUGACUUGAGUCGAUUCGUCAAGUGGCCCAAGUAUGUUCGCAUCCAGCGUCAACGUGCUGUCCUCUACCAGCGAUUGAAGGUCCCACCUUCGAUCAACCAGUUCACCAAGACUAUUGGAAAGAACGAGGCCAUGACUGUCUUCACUCUUUUCAACAAGUACCGACCCGAGACCCCUGCUGCAAAGAAGCAACGCCUCAAGGAAGCUGCCGCCGCUGCUGCCGGAGGCAAGGCUGCCUCUGGAAACAAGGCCCCUAACUGCAUUAAGUUCGGACUUAAGCACGUCACCACUCUCAUCGAAGAGAAGAAGGCUGARCUUGUUCUCAUCGCAUGUGAUGUCGAUCCUAUUGAGCUYGUCAUGUGGAUGCCAGCCCUUUGCCGAAAGAUGGAAGUUCCAUUCAUGAUUGUCAAGGAUAAGGCCCGACUUGGUGCUUUGGUUCACCAAAAAACCGCGGCCGUCGUUGCCCUCACCGGUGUCGGAAAGGAAGAUUCCGCCCAACUCAACCUUCUCAAGGAAUCUGCCCUCGAGCGAUACAACAACAACGCCGAUUUGGUCCGCAAGUGGGGAGGUGGUGUCAUGGGACUUAAGACCCAGGCCAAACUUGAAAAGCGUGCCAAGGCCAUGGCCAUCGAAGAAGCCAAGAAACUUGCUUCUCUCGGAAAAGCCUAAGCAAUAGAUAGAGAAUAACURUGUAUCACUACUUGUACAACAAUCUUUGGCUGUUGACAUGCCCGCYGUGGCAUCGAGGCUUACUCUGGAGUACUUUCUAGGUAAUGAUAUUUAGUUUGUGUUAAAUCCCCCUAAUAGAGAAGAAAAGUMUGU